Messenger RNA from Rotaria sp. Silwood2, 471 nucleotides. NCBI's taxonomy places the organism in Eukaryota, Metazoa, Rotifera, Eurotatoria, Philodinida, Philodinidae. The record is from the annotation of a GenBank genome assembly.
AUGCAACUAUGGAACGGAUUUAUGCAGAAUUCCGCUGAUCUCUAUAAAAAUACUUCACCAGCAAAUACGAAUGAUUGGACAAUUACAUUGUGUAUUUUCGGUUCUGCUGGUUCCAAUAAACGAAUUCUUUCGUCACUUGAGGAUCGUUAUGUAUAUGAAUAUAUUAAUGAUGAACGACAAGUAAUUCGUACAUUGAUUGAAACAAAAACUUUAUUAUCACAACGUCAAUUACAAAAUGAAGAUAUUUAUACAAUUACUUCUGAAAUUGUAUUAUCAUGUGCGGAAAAAGAAAUUGAUAUUUCUGUACCAAGGGAGAUCGACCAUUAUAUUGCCAACAUUUAUCUUCAGCUGUCAUAUGCUUUGUUGGAAUUCGACGAGGUACACAUUGAUUUUGGUCAUUAUCUUGGUGAAUCUGUUCGAAAAGAUUAUAGUGAUCAAAUAACAUGUUAUAUCACAUGCAAAUAUCGGUGA